CACGGUUGUUAUUCACGUACAAAUUUUAAGUGGAGUAAGUCAGCCAACUCCCCCACCAUCUAUGUCGAAGCACCACCAAGUUAAACUUCUAUGAAGAUACCAUACAAAACCAAUCCAUUAACUCCAUUCUCCCUCUAUAUAACUCUCUCAACCUUGCGUUUCAUAGCACGCUCCAUCAUCUCAAUUCCCCCCAAUAUCAAUUUACAAGCUAGCUAGAACAAAAGAUGCAGAAACACGAAGCGGCGUCAAUUGAGGUUGGAGAGACGCCAAAGGUGGAAAAUACAGGGAAGGCCACCACAGCCAGAACUGCCCCUGCGCCAGUUAUCGCUUCGAAAGCUAGCCAAGUUCCCCAAGCUGGACGAUGGAAGAGAGGGGUUGCCAUUUUUGACUUUGUUCUGAGACUCUGUGCCAUUGGAGCUGCCUUAGCUGCUGCUAUUGCCAUGGGGACUACUCAGGAGACCCUUCCAUUCUUCACCCAGUUCUUCCAAUUCCAGGCCAGCUACGACGACCUCCCAGCUUUUAGGUUUUUCAUGAUAGCGAAUGCCGUUGUAAGCGGAUACCUUUUCCUCACCCUUCCUUUCUCUAUAGUCUGCAUUGUGCGGCCACAUGCAGUAGGUGCAAGGCUCCUUCUCCUCAUAUUGGACACAGUCAUGCUCACCCUCACUACUGCAGCUUCUGCAGCAGCAGCAGCCAUUGUGUACCUAGCUCAUAAUGGGAAUUCAAAUGCAAAUUGGGUGGCCAUUUGCCAACAAUUUGGUAACUUUUGCCAGAGGGUUAGUGGGGCUGUAAUCGGUUCAUUCGUUGCAGCAGUGAUCUUCAAAUUUCUGAUUCUGUUUUCUGCAUUGGCACUUCGAAAAUAAUGAGUUGUUAUUUUUUUCUUAAAUACAUGAUGUGUGUUGUGUGUAUGAUCCAUCAAUGUCAUAAUGUGUUAAUUUUCUCACUUUAAAAUUGCUGUGGCGGGCUGUGGAAAUUGCUUUUGGGUUGGAGCAUUUGUAGCUAUGUCAAUCGUGUGUAAUGGUUUGGUCUUUCUGGUGAAUCAAUGCAUAUAUGGGAGCUUUUAUAUGUUUAA
Messenger RNA from Malania oleifera, 1069 nucleotides. RefSeq names its product casparian strip membrane protein 2-like. The record is from RefSeq and is a predicted model, not a curated record. Lineage: Eukaryota; Viridiplantae; Streptophyta; Magnoliopsida; Santalales; Ximeniaceae. The coding region runs from base 225 to 860 and encodes 211 amino acids. The transcript is spliced from 3 exons.